This is a messenger RNA of Mugil cephalus (flathead mullet), 1396 nucleotides long. RefSeq names its product succinate dehydrogenase complex assembly factor 2 (gene sdhaf2). Bases 143 to 634 code for a protein of 163 amino acids. Gene Ontology annotation, cellular component: mitochondrion. The record is from RefSeq and is a predicted model, not a curated record. The transcript is spliced from 4 exons. Gene Ontology annotation, biological process: mitochondrial respiratory chain complex II assembly; protein-FAD linkage; mitochondrial electron transport, succinate to ubiquinone. NCBI's taxonomy places the organism in Eukaryota, Metazoa, Chordata, Actinopteri, Mugiliformes, Mugilidae.
GCGGUGCUGUUUCCGGUGGGCGGUGCUAACUCAACGUGUAUCGGUCCCAAAACCGGUGGAGGUCGCUGUCAAAACGUUUCCGGUGAUAAAGCUCUGUUGUGAGUCUGUGUGAACGCCGCAAGGAAGAAGGUUAAAAAUUAAAAUGUUGUCUUCUGCUGCUGCAAGAAGACUGGUAACAGGACUGUGCCAGGCAGCAUGGAGGCCAGCGAGCGCAGGGCUGGUUUCAUCUCGUGGUUACCGUGGAGACUCUCCUGAUGACACCAAGGCGGACAUGAUUGAGAUCCCUCUGCCUCCCUGGGAGGAGAAGCCGGGAGAGCCUACUGACAUCAAGAGACGCCGACUUCUAUAUGAGAGUCGCAAGAGGGGCAUGUUGGAGAACUGCAUAUUGCUCAGCCUUUUUGCAAAGCGAUACUUGAACACAAUGAGCGAGAAUCAGCUGCAGCAGUAUGACAGACUGAUUAAUGAACCAAGCAACGACUGGGACAUCUACUACUGGGCGACAGAAGCUCAGCCCACUCCUGAGGUCUACCAAGGAGAGGUCAUGGAUAUGUUGAAGGAGUUUACUAAGAACCGUAACCAGGAACAGAGGCUGGAUGCGCCAAGCUUGGAGUACCUGGAAAAAGAAAGCCAGUGAGGUCCUUGACCCUACCGACCUUCUCAGAGACUCAUUAAAGGGGCGCCUUGAAGGAAUCAGAGAUCAGCCUCCUGUUGGAGGUGUUGCUACACCUGUACAUGUACAAAUAUUGUGGACUCCAAAAUAUUUGGAAUACACUGCUGUCUAUUAAUAUCUUAAAUACUGAAGCAUGUGCGUGGUUAUCAUAGGGCAGAGAUUCAUGGACAUUGAUGCAAUUCAACAGCACCGCAUGGAAGGUGUUCUGAAAAUUGUGUUAAGUGUAUUAUAAAUAUACCCACUUGUCAAAACAUUAGGUACCCCAGUAAACAUGUAUGCUUUGUAAUAUAAUAAUAUUGAAUGUAUAACAGUCCUGCGCUAAAUCCCCGUCCACGACCCUUCGAAUGUUCAGUUUUUGUUGGAACAGGGAAGGACGGUGGAAGUUUAACUGUAUGAUCAUUUUGGAGGAUGUCAUUUGUGGUGUCGUUUAACUGGAUUGAAUAUUAUAUGAUAUUUGGCCUAGUCCAUUGACUAAGUUUCACAUCAGUGCAACACAAUGCAGUUCUAAAAUAUUAAAUAAAAUGAUUUUAUGUCAUACCCUUCAUGAAGCUAAGAUUUAGUGCAGGACUUUUAUUUGAAUGCAUUUAUUUUCACUGGUACCUCAUGAACUGAACAAGUGAGUAUAUGAUUCAACUUCUCAGUAUGUGAGAAUCUGAUGUGUACAAUGACAUCACUGUGCCUAUCAAUGACAUUAUGGGUUGCUUAAUAAAUGUCUUUGCUGUUUGA